CCAAGAGCGAGCGACAGAAGUAAAGUUAAUGUACCAGAAACAUCACCCAAAACGGUCUGCUCUUCCCAGUUCCGCGCGGAUGAAGUUAGACAAUCCACAGCCACGGAAGCAUGAGCACAAAAGCAACAGCAGACCGUGUACACCGAUGGGCUCACUGAAGUUGGAUGGUUCUGCGUGCAGGCAGGAUUACCUGGAAGCUGUCACUAAUGCUUAUAUGAUGAGUGGCGUGUUAGUAACUGAGUCAAAAGAGGUUCCCCAUUUUCGUUACACUGACGGUUCUACUUAUCUGAAAGAGACCCCAGAAAGGACUGGCAAUUUGAGUCGCUGGUCUGUCACCAGUCCCGCGCAGCCUCAAGGAUUUGAAAUAAGCGAGGAGGAGGGACACUUCACGGUGUCUUAUUUGGCCAAACAGUUGGAAAAAGGCACUGAUUGUGCGUAUGUAGCACCAAAAAGUCGAAAUGAAAAGAGAAUUAGCUCAGCUCUUGAACUGGCGCGAAAAAUUACCAUGUACAACAGCCGCUACAAGACGGCCGGGAAUGAAAGACAAGAGCCUGUGGUCCAGCCAACGCCUCUACUCAGACCCAGAACUCCUGUGCAACCAUAUCCGUAUUUUCCAUGGCAACCUAAAGGGGACUGUUUGUCAAGUACUAAGGCGCGUUUGUACGAACCGAAACUCGUGAAAGAACAAGAAGUGAGAAAGUCCUGGUCUCAGAUUUCACUGGAAGAAAGAAAAACGAAAAAACUCAGCCAAAAGAACUCCGCGAAAAAGAAAGCCCUAUCUGUUGCAGCUACUGAAGCAACAAGUUGGCAACAAACAAAGGAAGAAACGCCUCGCGUACUUAAGAAACGUGAAGUUCAACAGCUCGAGCCCCCAACUAUUACCUCCACUUCAAAAGGUUACCAGUCUCCUCGACAGCCCGCGACCACUCAGUUGACUGCGCCGGAGACGCAUGCGCAACCUACGCAAUUAGUGGGAUCCAAGGUUAUGAAGAAAUACACGGGCAAUGGACAAAUGAACAGAAAUCCUACCGGUUUGACCCCAAGCGCGAUCGACAGAUUUAACACACUACCGGUGAAACCCAGUUCCAAUUUCGUAGACGUAUCUCGCUUUACGAGCAGCAAUUCUUCUUUAAUGACCGGCCGCCAGUCGCCUGUGUAUGUCGCUGUACCUGUUGACAGACCUCCUGUGAAGCUUAGAUCGAAAGCGCGCAUCACUCCGCAGGACACAAUCGAUAUAUCCACCAUAAAUGAUCUGAGAAGCAAGCUUUUAAAUGUCGACGAUUCAGGAACUUUAGUGACUUACGCUCUACAGAAUCAGGAGGAUGAGAAGCCUGUAGCAAGCAGCAGUGACAGCGAGACAGGUGGCGCUCCUUUCGCUACUGAGCAUGCUCCAUCUGACAGCCCGAAGAGCAUAAGAAACGAGUUGAACAGUGUCACCAUGGCAACUGGUAUAAUCCCAUGGGAAGACAGCUGUCUCCAAAAUGUUGGCUUUGUGACUGGAAAACAUGGCAGGAAGUCACAGUCUCCAGUUAUAUCUCCUGGCAUAGUCCAAAUAGGAAAGGGACUGAGAGAGGAGGCGCCUAUAAAUGGUGACUCAAAGAGGACCGGAUCACUUAAUAAAGCAUCUCGAAGUCCUACCAGAAAUCAGGAAUCAGGCGCGGCUCCGUCAACAAUUUCCCUGACGUUCCAGUUUGGUUCCGGUGGUUCACCUCGAGAGCAAGGCUUGUCGCCUCCUCAAAGACCACCAGUCUUCCCCCCACAGCUCAAGAAUUUUUUUAGACCUCACGGACCACCCCACAGAUAACAGCAGUGGCGGAGUCACAUGCACUGAAAUCAUAUACAAUAGUUGGCUAAACACAGGCUCCCCUCCGAGAAUACACAAAGCCCGCGAUCUUCAACGGCAUUGCUUAUUGUGGCUUAUACUUUUGCAGUGCCUAAAAUCACUGUGGACAGGAUGUUGGUGCAUGCUAGACCUACUCUGUAACUGAAAUCUCAGACAACUACCGCGA
Molecule: messenger RNA, 2009 nt
Organism: Pocillopora damicornis (cauliflower coral)
Lineage: Eukaryota; Metazoa; Cnidaria; Anthozoa; Scleractinia; Pocilloporidae
Biological process (GO): proteolysis
Molecular function (GO): metallocarboxypeptidase activity; zinc ion binding
Source: RefSeq, a predicted model, not a curated record